Venturia canescens is the source of this 14782-nucleotide messenger RNA. RefSeq lists its product as uncharacterized. Gene Ontology annotation, molecular function: SH3 domain binding; RNA binding. The coding region runs from base 528 to 14081 and encodes 4517 amino acids. Gene Ontology annotation, cellular component: cytosol; membrane. The record is from RefSeq and is a predicted model, not a curated record. The transcript has 8 exons. NCBI's taxonomy places the organism in Eukaryota, Metazoa, Arthropoda, Insecta, Hymenoptera, Ichneumonidae.
UUUCACGGGAGAAGGGUUUUCUAUGUAUGUCAUAUGCAAUACACAUCAUGCAAUAAUCGCUUCAUAAAUAAAAUAUCUAUAAGUAACUGAAAAAAUAGAAAAGAUUUAACUAAAACAACUGUAGAUUUUUGAAAAAGAACCGAGCAUCUUCUUAAUCCAGAUGCAAUCGUGCAUCACAAUAUAUAGAGUGUGUUGAAAAUUGUGCGCCGUAGAUAACGUUUACGUUGUCAUAUAUAAAAAUUUGUUUACACGAGUAGCAACGAGGUGAUAAUAUCGUCAAGGAAGUUGAGAUAAGGGUAGUGAAAUAAUCAUCGAGGACGGAGGGUUGCAUAGUGUGAAUUCGAGCUCAACCGUCGGAACGGAAUACACAGAUAAAACGGGAUGAUAAAGUUUCUGAAAUGAGAGAGACAAAAUGUGAGAGAGGAGACAAUAUUUGUUGGCGCGGGGGUGCAAAAAUCAAGCGGAAGGCUCGUGGAAGAGAAUCCAUUACUGAGUAGAUCAAUGCAAGGAACAGCGAAUAAAGUGCGAUGAGCGGAGGCGGUGGUUUCAGAGGCAGAGGCUUCCCGUUGAGGGGGAAUCGUCGGCAGGGAGCGGAUCGCCAUGAUUCUCGAGGUGGACACGUCAGACCGCCGGGGCCAAACGGCGGAAGAGCUGGAUUUCACAGCAUCGGCUCGAGACCAAAUGUGCAAUCGGAUGGAACGAAUCAACAGGGGGGAGUUGGAAAAUUUCGCGGGGACGGAAUCGGCGGGCAGAAUAGAAAAAAUUUCAAUUUACCACGAGGCCCGCCCAUGCAUCAGUCUCAAAUACCUGACAACGGUUGGGCCCCGAUGCCCGGUAAUAAUUGGUCAGGCAACAACUGGUCGGACAAUAACAUGGGGAACAAUUGGCCGGACAAUAACAUGGGAAACAACUGGUCCGACAAUAAUUUGGGAAACAAUUGGAUGGACAAUAAUUCUCGAAACAAUUGGUCGGGCCCAGGCAAUCCAGGAAAUAAUUGGUCACCUCGCGGAGUCGGGCCCUCACCGGGGCGAGGUUUUCGACGACCUUGGGGCGGCGGCUGUCCGACGCGCUUCAACGGGCCACGGAUGCCACCCUUCUAUCGGCCACCCUUCGGAUUUCAACCUCCCAUCGGAACGAAUUAUUUGCCGCCUCCCAUGAAAGACUUUCCCCCCGUUGCCGAGACCGAGCCUCAGAACAGCCCGAAAGCUCCGAAUUUUUCCCAAAAAGCUCCGCCACCGAAGAAGCCCGAGAAACAAAUCGCUCAUCCCGGAUCCGAGGAGGAACGCCUGCAAAAGAUAAGCGAAGCUGCCGAUAAGUUGAAGCGUACGUUGUCGACGAUCAAAAAGGGGGAAAACUCAACGGAGGAGACUUGGAACCCCGAGGAUGACGUCGACACGUUUGGUCUUACCAGCCAGCAAGAUACAGAUCACGAGCCUCGGAUGGCCAAUCGUGGAAUUCCCGAGUUGAAGCACGAUCCGCCCGAACUGAAUUUGACGCUCAACGAUUUGCGCGACAUUGGAAGAGUCGAUCACGAUCAUGCGUCGAGAGGUGCGAAAACCGGCAACGACGCGGGCCCCGAUGUCGACGAGUCCGAAGUCGAGAUACUCGAGCACAAUCCCGUUAAGCGAGUUCCCGAGGCUACCAUCGACAUUGAUCUAUGUCCCGAAGACAACCCCGAUGAUUCGACGACGAACCUCGUGGUGCAAACGAACGAAAGUACCGAGGCGUUUCAGCACCCUACCGAACCAACGAUCCAUCCUCUUCUCGACGAUACGUCGAAAAUUCCUGACGAAAUUUCCCCGACUUUGGAGAGAGACGAUUAUAAUUGUGACCAAGAGACGACACCAACGGAAAACGUCAACGCGCAAGAGGACGACGAGGACCAAAUGCCACGGGAUUCUGCCCCAGAUAAUCAGGAAACUUGUCUCGCCGACGAUACUCAAAAUCCCAAUUUGGAGGACGAAACCUCAAUCGAUGCCGCGAGCACGAAAGACGAAGAGAAAGCAAAAACGGUGGACGAGCAUUCUCAUGAAAAUUAUGAAGCGGAAGGGCCGUCGAGCGAGGACCUUUUGGUUGUUCGAGACACGGCCGCAGAAACAACGAACGUCGAGGAACGUUUUGACGAGCAAGAAAUCACUUUCUCCGCAUUUCUCGAAAAGGAACGAAUCGACGAUGAGACUAUUGAAAUGUGUGAAAAUAGGACGAACUCUUUGGACGCGAUUGACGAACCGACACCGUCGACGAUGGAAAAAACUGACGAUCGGAGUAAAACAGAGGAAAUCGAAGAGCUCGGAGCAGCCUCGGAAACAACAGUUCCGAGAGAAAGUGACUCGACGCAAGAAUCGAGGGAGGAGGUCACGAGUAUUUAUCUGGAAAGACGUGAAAAGGAUGCUGCGAUUCAAGAAGAAUCCGUCAGAACCACUCCAGUUGAAAAGCCAGCGGAGAUUCCCGAAGGAGCGACGAGCGAGGGCGACAGAGUCGCGCCAUCGGAUGACUCGAGCCAAAACAAUGUUAUUGAAUCUCGCACAGAAUCGACUCGAAGCAAGGCAAAGAUUCUCAUCGACUCGUCCGCGGAUGCGAGGCCACCCGAGGUGAGCGAGAACAGCAGUUGUUGCGAGAGCGUCCUGGCGGAUGCGAGAGCGGAGGAGCGGCGCAACGAAGCGAAGGAGAUACCGAGCAGCCCCGGAGCCGUGCGGAAAAACGAAGUUAAGCUAGCCACGGAUAAGAGGCUGAUCGAUAGAAACGCUUACAGAAUAUCGAAGACCCUCGGGUCCUCGAGCUCGAACAGAGAGCACCGAGGUAGCACGGAGAGCAAGCCGAGUAUCGAUAAAAAUGUGGAUUCGCAGGAGAGGCUCAGAGAAAAGGGCACCUCGAAGGCCCAAGAGAGCGCGCGGAAGGACGCUGAAGAAGGUGAAGAGGAUAAAUCGAAGAACGGCGGGAAGAGCGAGAGAAGAAGGCUCGUGAGACCGGGACACGGUGGUUCGUCAUUGAAGAAUCGCGAAUCCACGGUGAACGCGACGUUCAGAGAUCGGAGCGAUCGUCAGUCGUCGCCGGUGGACGACGGAGUAUCACCGAAUCCAACGUGUCGCAACGCCCCGCAGGAUCAAUCGUCGACGUCAGGUUCGAGCUGCGCUCAACGCCCGAACGAGGAGGUUCCGCCCGGGCCGUCGAAGCCAAGCCGGAGCGAGCGAGGACAAACUGCGAAUGUGUCGGGAUCGAGGGAAGAUCCCGUGGAGUCCGUGCUGCCGCCGGCUUUCGAUCCCCGUUUGUCCUCGCACGAGCGCUCCGUCAUAAUAUCAUCGGCGAUCCCGAUCAAGCAGGACUUCGCAAUGUCAGCGGGUUAUCCGCCGUGUACGAUGUCGAACUUGGUGGCGAGCGUGCCAACGAUGAAUUACGCGGUUCCCGUCGGAGUGCCGCCGCCCCUACAAAUACCGCCGCCGCCGGCGUUGGCGAGCACCGGCGUCGCACCCGUCAUGACGACGCCGAUCGAAGUCGCGAGUAAUAUUCCCCAGAUUUGCAUGCCCCCGGAGCACCCGUUCGUACCGAUUUUGCCACUGCCCGCUCCGCCGAUCGGGCUGCCCAGCGAGCUCAUGCUCCAACCGCCUUUGCCCAUCGAAGCGCCGCCGCCGCCGCCGCCACCGCUCGCCAAGCCGACUAUCAAUAUGGAAGCCGAACUCGAGGAUAUGCAAGAAGCGAUGGAAUUCGCGAAGCAACUGAUGAACAUGAACGACGACAGCGUCGAGUCGCCCUCGAGCGACGUUAUCGACGCUGACAUUUCCGACGAAUGCGAUUUCUUUCACAUGCCAACCUUCCCGGAUCUUCCUCCCAUAGAACUGCCGCCGAGCCCGCCCUUCCAAACCGUCGGCCUCGAGCCCGCGAAGAGAAACGACGACGAUCUCAGCACCGCUCGCGAGCCUUCACCCCCCCUGCACAAACAAACCCGUGAAAAUGUUGCUCGAAACAAAAACACGAGCGGGGACAGCGCCGCUCCGACUGAAGAACAAUUGCGGCCGAAGGUUGUCUUCAAUUUGAACGCGAAAUCGAAGAUGAUCGGGAAGCACGAGGAAUGGCAGCAGCGGAACCAACCGGACGAGGAGGCGCCCGUCUCCUCGCUUCCUGCCCCUCCAGCCCCCUCGAAAUCGGGCGUUAUCGAAAUACCGGAUAUUCGUAAAAACAAAACGACGCCGAAGGAAAAAUCCAAGUCGACGAACGGACGAGCGGAGGAACGCAGCAGCAGCAGCAGCAGCAGAGCCGAUGGGAAAGCGGAAUCCGCCAAGAACAACGGUAAAAUCGAUACUCUUGUCUGCUCGCCGCGAAACAAGACGAGUCUGGAAGAGGCGAAACCGCUCUCGCCGACGCCAGCGAAAUCCAGGAUGAUGCAGGCUAAAAGUAGCAAGCGCGAGGAGGACUCGGCGAAGAAUCACCGAGCGAUUAAGAGCGAGGCGUCGAUACGGUCGUCCAAAGAAACACCGGGCAAAGGCUCGAGCGAGGAUCUUCAGACUCCGGAGUCGUCGUGGAAGCGUCGCGUGAUCGGGAGAUUUUUGAAAAUGAGUAAAAACGACAUUGGGAACAUGCUGAAUAACGCGAGCCUCCGGAAAUUCGACAUCGCGAUGAAGCAUCUCGUGAAAGAACGGCGUUCCUCGUUGUCCCUCGAGAUGAGGAACAACGAGGAAGAGAGAAUGAGGGACGCCGAGGAGCGGUGCUACGAUCGCGAAGAAUUUAUGGACCAAUUGAGCGCCAUGCUGGACCCGAGCGCGACCGUUGACGUGUGCAACCUCCCGACUCAAUUCAUCCAACAUUUGAGCCAAGUUUUGCACCUCGACGCGAUGUCGGAAAGCGAGUCAUCUCAAACCGUCUCCAAUAAAAUAGUCGCUCCCGUUUCGUCGCCCGCCCCGGAGGAGCCUCGCAAGCAAUCGGCCUCCCGAGAGACGACGAGAGCCGAGAACAACGUGGCCCACGAGCAGGUUCAUCGUGAGAGAAAAGGGCGGCGAAGGGAGAAACACGCGAACGUCGAAGAAGAGGCCGCGACUGCGACGACGACGACGACGACGACGACGACGACGACGACGACGGAGGCCUCGAGCACGGACAAAGUUGUACGAACGAUCGAGAAAAAAUCGGGGACCGAAUUCCCGAAGACGGCGAAGGUUCGCUCGGAAAAUCUGGAGAAUCGUUCAGCAGUCGUCCCGAAACUGAAGCGUCGUCGGGUCCGCGUAACGGGCAACGACGGACAAGCCGCGACGUUGAACAACGGGCGGGCCUUCGUCGAGGACAAUUCGAGCUCGUUGAACAUGGCGGAUCUCGACGAUAUUUUCUCAGCCGGUAUAGCACGAGCGAAGAAAAAAUCGCACCAUUCGGCAGCGCUCGUCAAGACGGGCAAGCAGAGCGAGGAGGAAGCUCCGAGUGCGGGGAAACAAAUCGUCCCCCCGGUCGGCAGCGCUGAUCCGAGCGUCGACCGAGUCGAGAGGGCGGCGGUUGAACUCGACGAAAUAUUCACCGCCGGUAUAGCCAGGGCGAAGUUGGCAUCGAAAAAGGUGGUCGAGAUGGCUCCCGCGAAGCCCGCGGAAGAGACCGCCGAGGAGAGGAACGACAAGGAGCAGCCGGAGAAGGACGCCGGCGAGGAGGGGAACGAGCGAGGCUGGAACCUAGGAAAUUUGAGCACGAGCGUUGACCGCUCGCGAUCCUCGUCGUCUGGCAAAAAAACGACGUCGAAAAACGAGAAAUGGAGCCGGCAGAUACACCAGGAGGAACCCGUCGCCUUUCGCAAUUUGACGAAGGAAGAAUGGGAGGCGAAGUACAGCGAGCCGUCUUACUCGACUUAUCAGCGCGAAUACUGGGCGAUGGAGGCUCUGAGGGAAAAGCGAUUUCAUCCGAGUCCGUUGUCCGGCACGAAGCCGGAUUACAACGCGUUCGACAUAAACGAUCUCGAGAGUAUCAAGGCGCGCUUGGGCGAGUCGGUAAACGAGAUGGCCGAGGCUCACGAGAAUUGGAACGGAAGCGAGGAUCUCCCGCGAAUUCGCAACAUCGACGAGCCGAUGAAUUACACGCUCGAGUUCAACCAGAGCGAGGACGGCUCCUCGAGCACGUCCUCGUCCUCGACGAGCACAUCGAGCAACACGAGCGACGACGAGGAGGACGACGAGGCUCCGCCGUCGGUCACGCAGCUGCUGAAGGUCAUAAAGGAGCGCGAAAAAAUAGCGAAGCAGAAGAGCUUCAACGAGGAAAUAAGGGACGAGGUGACCGCUGAGAUCGAGCGUAAGAAGCGCGAGCGAGAAAAGGUCCGCAAGCGGCACAGAACGCGGGCGAAAAAGAGCAGCCAUCACCGUCGCAAGAAAGAGAAGAGGGGCAAAGUCCGCGAGCGAAAGAAACGCGAGCGCAAGCGCAGCAAAAAGCAGCGCAAGUCUCGGCGCAGCGAGGACGACGCGAGGGAAAGCACGAGCGAAAACGAGGAGGCCGACGAGGAGCGCGCGUCCUCGAGCUCUCGCGGCGACGCCGCUGAUCGUCGCCGCCGUCGUCACCGUCGCCGUCGUCACCAUCGGCAUCAUCAGAGGAUCGAGGAUCAGCAUCCCCAGCUAGUCGAACGUUUGCUCAACGAAGACGAAAUAAAGAAAGAAGUCGUCGUCAAGGAAGAGCCCGACCCGGAGCUUCCCGGGUCCCGGGAAAAGGCACCCGCGCGGACUGAGACGAGCGUCAAACCCGUCGAGGAUCCACGGCCCGCCUCGACAGCCUCCUCCUCCUCGACCUCCGUACCUUCGAACGGCCCGCCUGCCGCCGCGAGCACCGCUCAAACGAUCCCUCUUCAACAAACAAAAACGAAAGCUCAACUCAAACAAAUGCCGCUCGAAAUUCCGAAAAAGCUGCUCGUGACAGCCGAGACAAAUGUCACUUGCGAGGAGACAGUCAAGCAUCGGCUUUCCCGGCUCGGCGACGAAGCGCGAGAAAACACAGCGAAAUAUACCGCACCCGUGGCCCCUGAAAUUCGAAGCGUUCCCGACGAAUCGAACGAUCCAACGACGAGCACGACGGGCACGACGAGCGCCCCGCCACCCGCGACCCCGAGCCCCGCCUCGAUAGAACCGCCCGCCAACCCCGGCGACGAUUCCCCCCUCAAAAUAAGCAGCAAUUCUAAGAAACUCGACAUUAAAACUUACAAGGAACGCGCCCGGCAACGGCAGCUCAAACAGACCGAAAAUCUUCGCCUUUUGAGCGAAAAUCCAAGCACCUUGACGCAGAAUCUCUUGAAGAUACCGCUCAUCCGGAAAAAAGAGGAAGCGACCGAAGCGAGCGCUGCUUCCCAAGCAUCAUCGAAGGAUCCGAGGCUGAGGAAACUCGAGGAAAACGUCAACGCCGCACCGAGCCCCGAUCAGAAGCCCGCCGAUUCCGCCAAGACUCCGAUCCAAGCGGCCUCCCCCGCAACCUCCGAGACAGCCAAGAGUUCCGUGUCGGCCGGUAAUAUCGAGGAAAAUCCUCCGCCGAGUGCCCCCUUCAGAAUAAAAAUAACGAGAACGAAUUUCACGAGCGGUCGGACGAACAAAGCAUCGCGAGCGCUUGCCGCCACCGAGGCUCAAGACCUGAGCGUCGACGCUGGCAAGUUCGCUCACAUCAAAUCCGAAGGUAAAAAAGAAUUGAAGCUCCGGGAAAAGUUGAAGAGGACACGCCCUCGGACGAGCAGUACCGAAGCUCCCCGGACCGGCGGCUCGGCGCUUGUUCCGCCGACGAAAUUAAAACGACGGAGAAGUCUUGUCACCGGGGAAACAAGCGUUCCGCUCGCGCAAAUGAAAAGCAACCGAGUGCCUUCGUCCUCUAAAUUGGACAGCGUUAGUACUUGCGAUAAUUUCGGAACUCUCGAGAGUACUAAAAACGCGAACGACGCAACGAGUGCCCCUGACGGCGAAGCGUCGGGCGCGGUUGAAAAUCGAAAUUGUGAGGAAAGUCCGAAGGAUCCUGCGGCAGCGAGCGGCUUGGAGAGCUCCUCGGACCCGGGACAAAGGGCGGCCUCGGGCGAGCCCAAAGUUUCGGAAAAACUUGACAAUUUGUGCGCGACCGAUGCGCUCGUUUCUUCGCCUUUGAAAAAUCAUUCCAAGAGCAGCCUCGAAGCAACGGCGAUCUCGGAGGCUUUGGCGGGAGCGGAGCCCGCGACGGGCACGCGCACUCCUACGAGUUUCGAGGGGACAGAAUCAUCGGGAAAUUCAAAAAGUACGGAAGAAAUCCCGGACGAUUCUGCGCAGAGCCAAAAUGUGAUUAAAUCUUCAGAUAAUUCCACGAGCACGGAUCCUUCGAGUUCGGAGAACUCGAAAAAUCCGAACGUCCCUGCUCAGCGAGACGAUCCCGAGGUUCCAGCGACCGAGGGGGGCGUCAACAUUUUUGAGAUGCUGGAGGCUCGAAAGAGUUGGGACAACGUUCAAGAUUUCGAGGCGAAGGAGUUUCCGGAGAGUUUCGAUGUUCCGGGGAUCGAAGAGAUUUCAGUGGCGCUAGGAGGAGCUGAAAAUUCGGGCGUUCCCGAAGAGGCCGAAGCUCCGGGAGCUCCAUCGGACGAGGGCAAACGUGCCGCUUCCGUUCCGCCGUCUCUGCUGGAAGCGCCAGCGAGUCUUUCGGACAUUACGAAACCAACGGCGGAGGAAAGAAAAGCGUCGGACUCGUCGGGAGAGCUUUUGAAAAGCGUCGAAUCGCCGGAAUGCGGGAUUCGAGGUCGCUCACCGGGGCCGGAAGAGCUCGAGAAGAGCGAGCAAAUGUUAACCGGAAGCGAAUUGAUGCCGCUGGAGAUGCCGAUCGAAGAGUUGCCGGUUUGGUCCCUGGACGCUCCCGCGAUUACCAGCAAUAUUCCAGAUUCGCACGAGUACUCGAACGACAGCAUUCCGUUCAAAGGCUUCGCGGAGGAGACGAUAUUGCGGCGCGACCGAGUGCUGACGGAAGCCGAGAUAACCGAGGACGCCGAGUUGAAUACUUUCGAGAGCGUGCCCUUGAACUUCGUGGGUGAAACCGCGACGAGUGCAGCGGACAACAUCGGCCUGGACGGGAUCGGGAACGCCGAGGAAAGCCUCGACGGUCUUCCACUGCCGUACGGCGAGGAGUUCACCAACGCUCAAGACGAAAUCGAGACGAGUUUGCCGGACCCGUUGGGCCAUUCGAUCUACACAGUGGCGGGUGAAAUCGUCGAUGCCCCGGUGAUGACGAUGCCGCUUGACCCGUUGCAGACUUUUUCCGCCGUGGAGGCUCCCGAGAAAGAGUCUGACUCGAAGGAGGAAUUGAUCGAAAUGGUGAGAAGCGUCGAUGGCUCGAGUUUGCCCGUCGAAAAUUUGUCGAGCAUCGACGACUUUCGCGUCGAAAUAGCAAACACCCGGGAAACCGUGCCAUCUCCGAUUCUCGUUGUCGAAGCUCCGAUCGAAUCGAAGGACUCGAGUGUCCCGGAGUCGACGAAAAACCCGUGCGACGACGCGGCCGUGCCGGAGCCGAGCGAGGUGAGAGCUCUGCCCGAAGACUCAUUGACCAACAAGAGCGAAGGGGAGCUGCCGACGACAGAGACCGAGCCUCGAGUACCAGCGGCAGCGGAAACGGAAGCUCCGAGCGCCGACGCGAAUCUCGUCCCCCCACCGGGAAACGAUCGCUGCAACGAGAUAAGAUCCGAUUCGGGUGCGUCGAACGAUAAUUAUUUCGUCGACAGUUGCUGCGAAGCUGCUAGCGGCACCGCCGAGUCGAGAAAUCAAACCGGCGAUAUCGAAUCUCCGUCGAAAGUCUGCGACGCGAAGGACGAGUGCAACGGGACGGCGGAGAGGAGAGAGACGAGCAAGGAGAAACACGACGCGGAUCCAAAGUCGAAAGAUUCGUCGUCGUCGCACCAUUCGAGGGAACACGCUCACGGCAAAGUGAAGAAAAAAUCGAGUCGGAAUCAUGCCUCGAAAUCUAGUAAAAAGAGCGCGCUCACAGAGAAAAUUGUCGAGGAGGCGGUUGCGGCGAACGUCGUGAAACUCGUGCCAAAAGCUAAUUCGAGACAGUCCGUUAUGGCUAGAAUGAUGGAGAUCGAUGUCGAAAUUCAUAAACUUAUGAACGAAAAAAUGACUCUUUACAAGAUGCUCGAAAGCGGCGAGUUCCCGAGUGCCGAGAGUGGCCAAGACUCCGCGGAAAAAACGAGCGGCCAGACUAAAAUAACGAGCGAGAAAGCCAAGGAGAUGAUGGAAGCUGUGAGAGCCGGCUUCUCCGCGCCCUCCGCCUCCAAAAUGAGCGAGGAAAGCGCGAAGAAGCCGGAGGCGAAGUCUUCGAGUUCGGAGAUGCCAGAUAAAUCGAAGAAACGGAAAAAGAGUCCUCAUCGGGAGUCGAAGCACCGCUCCGGGGAAAGAGACUCCGCCGAGCCGCGCCGGGAGAGAAAGAUUUCAGAAAGCAAAAGUCUGACCAGCUCCCGAGAGAAGAGCGCAUCGUUGACGGAUCUCGAGGACGCGGAGGAGAAACGCCGUAAAAGGGACAAAUCUCCGACUCGCCAAGCGACGAAGAACCCGAGCAAAGUUCAACAUCCGAGCAGAGAGGAUGCCGCGGACGUUUCGCGGGAGAAAACCGGAGCGAAGCACGAUCCGGCGAAGCGGGAGAAGACGAAGAAAACGCCGAAACCUCUGACGGAGUCAAAGAAGUUGGAGGGCUCAUUGAGAAAAUCGAAAAAUCGCGAGGCCAAAUCGAGCCCCGAGAAAAUAAAAACUAACCGUACCGAUCAUAUUUAUUCGGACGAGAGUAGUUUUGAGUUGCAGGAAUCGAACGAGCCGGCGAAGAGUAGUCAGGAGUCAUCGGACAGGAGAGAGCACAUCGGAGCUCCCACGGGAUUGGCGCUCCUCGAAAAGUCUCUCCAGCGCGAAAUGGCUCACCACCGGAAAUCGAAGCACCUGGAAAAACGGAAAAAAAAGAAGGAGGAAUUGAGACGAGCCCUGCUGAGUUCGACGGUCCUGACGGCGAGCGAGGCUAAAACGGGUUUGCUCAAUUUGUUCCAACGUAAAAAAUUGAAAAAUAAAGAGAACGCGCUGUCUCCGGAGGCGAAGGACAAAGCGAAGAGCACUAAUCCCGGCAAAGCGUCGAAGCACCUGUCGACCAUCAUCGACGCAGUGGCAACUAAUCGCGUUCAAGAACUUUACACCGAAGAUUCUCAAGGAUCUCCGGCGGGCGAUGCGGCUGAAAAAAACACAGCGAUGCGGGACGACGGGCCGAUCGGGGGCGAAGAAAAUGAUGAAAGCCUCGCCGACGCGGCGAGGGAUCCCGAUAGAGGCGAGAUGAAAGAGGAGGAGAGAGAAGUCGAAGAGAAGCAAGUCGUUUCGAGGUCACCGGAUCACUCGACCAACGAACUUCAACCUACGGAAGAAAUGGAAAAAGCGAUAAAACUUUUGAAAGAUUCACCCUCCGAGAAAAAUGUGAUCGAGGAGUCGCGCGAGGAGGAGGAGGAGCAGGAGGAAGCCUCCGAUCACGAGGAAUCUCACGGUCCCAAGGAAUUGCCUUUGAAAACGGAAAUUCUCGAUAUUCCAAAGACGCCGGAUAUCGAAGAAAAUACGAGGCCGAGGCUCGUCUCUCCGGACGCCGGAGAGGAGGAUACCGCCAAGUCAGAAAUAACGGGGAAGGAGAUUGCGGUGGAAGCGUCGAGCACGGAAUUGAAAGUGGAAAGAGAGAACGACGAGGAGCUUGAAACGAAGGUCGCGGAUCGACCUCGAUCCGUAACGCCGGAAUACCCGGAGCCGUUGGCACCGGAUUCAGGGGAGACCGGGAAUCGCGACGGCGAGGUUCCCCCGGAGCUUCCGGACGCGGGCCCGGUCGGCGAAGCCCAGGAGGAAGAAAAGCGGCGAGCGGUGAAGAUCGCGGCAACGGAAACGAGAGAAAGGUACGAUUCGUCCUCGGAGGACGGGGAGGAGAGCGUUCCCCGGAGCAGGAGUCGCGCGAAUUCCCGGCGCACGAAACGCCGAGGAAAGUCUCGAAGUGGAACGAGGAAGGAGAGGCGACCUCAGCACAAGGACGCUCGGAACUCCCCACCGAGACAGGAAUACCUCAGCGACGAGGAAGACCACCGCGAGGACGUUGCGCUGAGGAGACCAAGAUCGGCGAGCAGCCGGAACGCGAACAAACAUCGAGAAAAAGCCGCUCCCCCGUCGAGCCGUCGGGGCUCGAGACAGUCCGAGGAGAACAACGUAAAGAGCACGAGGGGCCGAAAACGCGAACACGAACGUUCCAAUUCUCGUGGCUUGUCCCCGUACGACGGGGAACCCUCGAAAAAACGAUCUCACUCGCAUCGAUCCGUCACUCCUACCCUACUGUCCGCGGUCGCCGAUCACCAAGCCAAGAGGAAAGGUAAAAAACGUAAACGCCGUCAGGAUAUGUCGAUCGAAGAAAUGAUGAGCUGCAAGGUCGAACUGAUCGACUGUAAGUACACUUACCUCAGUCCAACGAUGCACCCGAAAAUCCUCAAAAAACUUGGCAUAGCGAGGAUCAAUCGUAGCGUUCCACCGAAUCCAUCCCCCGAAAAUUUGUCACCACCGGUUCUCGCGAGGAACGAGACACCCUCGCCGCCCGUCUUGAGCAAGGCUUUCCAAGUGGACCAUUCGAGGAAGGAGAUGGACGACCUCACGGAAAAAGUUGACGCGUCGCAGCACCUCGAGAAGAGCGAAGUUCAAAUUGUUGAAGAAGAAAGGAUGGAAGACGACGGAGAAGAACAACGACCAGAAGAAGAAGAAGAAGAAAAAGAAGAAGCAGCGGCAGCAGCAGCAGCAGCAGCACGAGAACAACGAGCGAGAACACCAUCGCCCGUCGAGUGUCAAAUCGUCAAGGAAAAUGUCGACGACGACGAGGACGAGGACGACGACGACGACGAUAACAUUCAGAUCGUCAAAGUCCUCGAUGAAAAUAUACCCAUCACUCCACAAGGCAUUGAGGAGGACGACGACGACGGCGAAUGUUUGAAAGACGUGGAGCAAGAUCACCGCACUCGAAUCGACGAUGACGGUGGCAACAGGCCUGAGUUGAUAGCCGUCGAGGAAGACUACGAUACGGCGGAAGAGUACGAAGUUAUCGACGAGGUGACCGACGAACACGAGGACGAGCCCGAGGCUACUCACGCCGAGGUGCUGGUGAUCGAACCCACGGAAAAUGGAUCACCGCCCGUGACAGAAGAUACUACUGAAUCCCCGCAACUUCUUCAAUCUGAAAAUAGUGAUGACGAGAAUGAAUCGAGAAGAACGAGAUAUACCGUUCACAAAGGUCCUAUUCUCGACAUAAAGGUGCUGGAAGAUUCGUUUCUUGCGGCUAGUGAGGACGGAUCAAUUUAUAGAUACAGCCAAACGUCCAAUGGUAUAUUGAACAUUUACAAGGGACACGAGGCUGCGGUGACCUGUAUCUACGUACUCGAGAUGCCUGGAAAACGUUGGACCCUCUACUCCGGCUCGUUGGAUGGAACUUUUCGAUGUUAUGAUAUAACGACCGGUAGUCAAGAUCGAUUGGCCAACGUUGGAAGUCCUGUUCAGUGUAUGGAUCAAGGAUGGGGAACAAUCUACAUCGGAACUAAAUCAGGACACAUUUCUCGUUACAAUAUCAAGGCUGGUUGUUUGAAAGGCGAUAGGCUGGAAUUCUCCGACAAAUCUGUACUCGCUCUGAAAGCAUCCGUCGAGGGUCCAAGAAGAGUUUUAAUCGUUGCAUCGAGGAAUCAACCGAUUACGAUAAGGGACGCAAAUACCGGUCUGUUUCUACGCACUGUUUGUGGCUACAAAAAUCAUACGGUGUACAGCCUAAUGAGGGAUCGUAAUCUUGUUUAUUGCGGGACGAGCAGUACAUCCAUUCCCGUAUACGACUUUACAAAUGGUGAACAAAUAACGCAGUACAAUGCUGGUGUUGGUAUCGUUUGUAUGCGACUCUAUCGACAAAUACUUUUCGCUGGUUGUUACGACGGAAAUAUCUACGUAUUUGAUACCCUGGAAUCGAAAUUGUUGUGCAGUAUUCCUGGACCAGGCAAUAUGUUGCUCAGUAUGGAAGUUGUAAAUGAUGACAUAAUAGCGGGAAGCAAAAAUCGUCAAUUACACUCGUGGCGUAUGCCAAAGAAAGUACGUGCCCUGUUGGCCGAAAGGACGUAACAGAGAUAAUCCCUACAAGACGCUUGAGAAAGAUUUCUAGUCAACACGUUUGAAGGAUGUUCGCCGAUUCUCCUUUCGUCGGAGAUUCAUCGAUAAAACAAAAUGAAGAAUAUGAUCCGAGUGGAAGUAUGUAUAUCGAUGGACGAGAAAAGACGGAUAAAAAUUGUAUCAUAGAUUAUAAAUAUGCACAUAAUCGCGUAGAAAAAAAAUGUACAAAUGAAAGCAAACGAAAAAUAAGGAAAAUCGACAUGAAAAACAAGAAAGAGUCGUGCAGGACAAAGUGCACUUGUAUUAGCGUAAAAGACGUUUUUCCUUUUUUUUUUUUAUGUGUACAGUUUGUAGGAUAUUAUACACACUGGUGCCAGUGCGUAUAGAAAAAAGGAAAUUUAAUUGUCAAUCUCGUUCUCUUUCGAUUCACUGUGAGGAAUGGAAGAGACGAUGAGUCUUUGUCGGUCCGAACCAAAUGCAUUGUUUAUAAAAUGAAUUAUAAAGUUAAUUUUAAACAAAGACAUAUAAGGGAUAAAAUAUAUUCGAAGACUAUUUGGUACAACAAGUGCCAAUAAACACUGAUCGUUGCGGUGUACGAUCGAAAUCUACCAUAGUCAGAAAAAUCGAAGUAACAUUUUUGUUAUCGAGAUCACGCGAAUUUUUUUAAGUAGUGGUUAGCCAACGUAAUAAAAACAAAUGUUGUUCUCUAUUAA